UUGAGUCAUGGCUUGUUGGCUAAUUGGAUGGAGGAAAAAAAAAGCCCAGUAAAGCACAGACUUUAUAAUAGAAAGCUGAUCAAGUUAUUGGUUAUAAAUCUCGCCAACGCGAUAAAAUUACAGUAUAAAUACCACAACGUUUUCAAAACACCGUAUCGCAUCACCGUCACAAAAGGGGUGGAGUGUCGAAGUGAGGACUGUAAGAGGCUGAAAUCAUGGAGAAGCUUUAUUCAAAUCAUUUGGACAUAAUAACAGUUUAGGAACUAUUUAUCGUAUGCGAGAAAUAUAGUAUAAAUUUUUCUAAGAAGCACGAAAUUGGAAUAGUAAUAAAAUAUAAAAGCUUCCGCGAUUACCACCCACCCACAACAAAAUCACCAAUGUUGAAAUUAUGCAUGUUAUCACGUCAAUAUGGAUCACAAUGUGGACAAUCAGCAUUAUGAUAAAAGCACAAACUGAAGACGAACCGAAUCCAAUUCAGAACCAGGCAAAUUUACUUAGAGCAAUCCUAUGGGAAGAAAGGGAAUUCGAAGAAAUAGGAAAGCGAGCUUAUCAUACCCUCCCUCAACAUAGUGGAUUAGCAGACUGCUGCCCGACAGUGUCACAAAAAAUAAGUCCCAUUGGUGGCCUCUCCAGGGAGGGGAGACUACUCAAAUUAUACAGAGACCCUCGUACAGUUCAAAGGUUUUACGAGACUUCUUGUGCCGCCGGCGUCUUAAACCGACCUUGUCAGUACGUCGACAGUAUGAGGCGCUCUAAAUGUGUUCAAAGCUACACCUAUGUUUAUGCUAUUGUAAGGGAUUAUAACACUACACAACCAUACCGAAUGGACUAUAUGAGGUUAAAGUCGGGAUGCACUUGCAAAGUAUAUGACGAGCGUACAAUUGAAGAUUUAACGGACUGACCUUACGAAAUUCUGAUAGCUUUUCCUCGUUCUUACAAGAGACUACUUUACUUCGAGUGAAAAUGAAUCACUUUAAGACUUCCCGUUUUGCCUUCAAAAGCUUCCAAAUUAAAUAAAAAAUGUAAACUUUCUAGCUUAGCAUUUUCAUCGGAGUUUCGUAGGCAAUAAUUGAUUUAUGUAAAACUAUACAGAACAUACUGAGAGACGUGCCUAAGAAAUUGAUCUAAUAUGUAACUUAUAGUGUUUGAUUUCAAUAUUACUUUGUUAUGUUGUUUUUUUUAUUUUGUAAGCAAUUAUAAAAUGCCUUAUAACUGAAUGCUUUAGAUUUCAUUAACAUGAACUUGUUUUAUCGCUCUUGAAAUUGCCAAUACGUAUUAUUUUCCGAAAUCAGACAACGGAUUUGUAUUGUUACUUCUUGUUGAAACAAUAUGUAUUUGAAUAUGUUUUCUUUAACUGC
Molecule: messenger RNA, 1358 nt
Organism: Saccostrea cuccullata (small rock oyster)
Lineage: Eukaryota; Metazoa; Mollusca; Bivalvia; Ostreida; Ostreidae
Exons: 4
Coding region: 389-901 (170 amino acids)
Biological process (GO): innate immune response; central nervous system formation
Cellular component (GO): extracellular region
Molecular function (GO): Toll binding; growth factor activity
Source: RefSeq, a predicted model, not a curated record